AUGGAAUUCUCUGACAGCAAGCAGCUCCAGGUGCUCCAGGGCUUUCUGUUUCUGCUGAUUUACUUGGUGUCCCUCAUGGGGAACCUUCUCAUCAUCAUGCUUGUCACUGUGGACCAGUGUCUUCACACCCCCAUGUACUUCUUCCUGAAGAACUUGUCCUUUGUCGAUGUGUGCCUCAUUUCAGUCACAGUCCCAAAACUCAUUCUCAGCUCUUUGUCUCACAGGAGCACUACCUCUUUCCCAGGAUGUGUGUGUCAGGUCUUCUUUGUGGUUUUCUUUAUUGAAACUGAAAUUUCCAUCCUCACAGCCAUGUCAUACAACCACUAUGUGGCCAUCUGUUACCUGCUACACUAUGAUGCCAUCAUGGACAGGACAGUCUGUGUGAAGAUGGUAGCUGCCUCUUGGCUAUUUGGAAUUGUCUUUGGGUUCCUAUAUUCAUAUGGUACGUUCUCUUUAUCUUUCUGUAGCUCAGAACACUGCCACAGUUCUUGUGAUGUGCCCUCUCUACUGAAGAUUUCCUGCUCAAUGAUGCAUGCCGACAUUGACAUUAGUGUCAACGCUGGAGUCCUGUAUGGAUUUCUCUGUUCAGUAUCCAUAGGGUUUUCAUAUGUUUACAUUUUAAACACAGUCCUGAGAAUGCCCUUGUCACAAGGAAGGUCAAAAAUUUUCUCUACCUGCAUUCCCCAUCUCAUAGUCAUACAAGAUUUUUAG
Nannospalax galili (Upper Galilee mountains blind mole rat) is the source of this 711-nucleotide messenger RNA. RefSeq names its product olfactory receptor 14A16-like. Gene Ontology annotation, cellular component: membrane. Gene Ontology annotation, biological process: G protein-coupled receptor signaling pathway. The record is from RefSeq and is a predicted model, not a curated record. The transcript has a single exon. Gene Ontology annotation, molecular function: G protein-coupled receptor activity; odorant binding; olfactory receptor activity. The coding region runs from base 1 to 711 and encodes 236 amino acids. NCBI's taxonomy places the organism in Eukaryota, Metazoa, Chordata, Mammalia, Rodentia, Spalacidae.